AUUGAUUGUGUGGAUAUCAUUGGGGGUCACGAUGUUAAGAGUAACUCAAGACUUUACAUGGCAUCUAUUCAGAUUAACAAAACACAUGAAUGUGGGGGAGCACUGAUUAAACCUCAGUGGGUACUGACCACAGCACACUGCAGAAUUCUCAAGACCACAAUGAAACUCUGGAUGUCAGACCUGGCUCAGUGGUGGCACUUAGCAGAAACGGAAGUGAUUGUUGGAUCACAUUCACUUUCCAAGCAAGAAAACAAACAGACAAUUAAGCUGAAGAAGACCUUUCCACAUCCAAGCUUCACCUGGGAUUCUUUUGGAUAUGACAUUAUGCUGCUUCCGUUGAAGAAUAAAGCCAAUCUGAACAAGUUUGUCUCAACUCUAAAGCUGCCCAAAUCAACUAAAAGUAUCAAACCAGGAACCAAAUGCAGUGUUGCAGGUUGGGGAGAAGAUGGAACUAAAUCGUACCCUGAUACUUUAAAGGAAGCUAACGUAACUGUCCUGAAAAUGGAAAUUUGCAAGAAAAUAUAUUCACUUAAUCUAACAAAUGACAUGAUAUGUGCGCUUGGUCAAGAUUCCAAACAGGAUGUACGUAAGGGUGAUUCCGGUGGUCCAUUAAUAUGUAAGAAGAAGUGGCUUCGUCAAAAUGUGUACAGUGGCAUUGUUUCAUUUGGAAGCCGCAGCGGGGAUAACAUCACACCUAGUGUUUACACACAAUUAUCAAACAAUUAUCUCUCAUGGAUCAACAAAGUAAUUCACACUGAACAUUAUUGA
This is a messenger RNA of Stegostoma tigrinum, 768 nucleotides long. RefSeq names its product granzyme K-like. Gene Ontology annotation, biological process: proteolysis. Lineage: Eukaryota; Metazoa; Chordata; Chondrichthyes; Orectolobiformes; Stegostomatidae. Gene Ontology annotation, molecular function: serine-type endopeptidase activity. The record is from RefSeq and is a predicted model, not a curated record. The annotation marks the transcript as partial. The transcript has 5 exons.